AUGGAUCCUUAUCUUCUCUGGAUCGGAGGCUCGGGACGACCAGGCAGGGCGGAACAUUGUCACGCGGCUUCCGCUGAGGAUGUCGAGGAUGCAGUCUGGCUCGCUCACACCACUUUCAAGGCGGGGAUAUGGUCCAAGGCGCCGAGACACACGCGGGCCGACGUCCUUGACAAGGCCGCUGCGCUUCUGACCGAACGACUGCCGACGCUCAUCAAGCUGGAAGUGCGGCAAACAGGACGCGCUAUCAGAGAGAUGAACGCCCAGGUGCCGUCGCUUGUGAAGUGGUUCAAGUACUAUGCGGCGUUACUCAGGACAGAAGAACGCUCAGUGCUGCCGACAGUAGGAAAGCUUCACAAUUGGGUCGACCGCGUGCCUCUUGGGGUAGUCGUGCAGAUCACGCCGUUCAAUCACCCGCUUCUGAUUGCUGUCAAGAAGAUUGCCCCUGCUUUGGCUGCCGGCAACAGUGUUAUUGUCAAGCCAAGUGAGCUCACGCCGCUGACUACACUGGUCCUAGCCCAAAUUUUGAAGGAAGCAGGCGUGCCUGAUGGUGCCUUCAAUGUUCUACCCGGAUAUGGUGCGAUUACAGGCAAAGCACUCGUUGAGCAUCCUCUUGUCAGGAAGGUCGACGUCACUGGCGGUACCGUUGCUGGUCGGGCAAUAGGCGCCAUCGCCGGCAAGAAUCUUGCCCGGUUCACCGCCGAGCUGGGAGGCAAGGCGCCUCUCGUGGUGUUUGAACAGGCUGACAUCGACGUCGCUGUCAAUGGCAUCGUAUUCGGCUCGUUCAUAGCAACGCAGCUAGGCAAUGUCGAGACACUGGUCAACGAUGCAGUGAGCAGUGGCAAAGCUACUGCGGUGAUUGGAGGCGGUCGAAUGAUCGGACAGAGUCAGCUCGACGGCGUAGACUUCUCAAAAGGCUAUUUCUUUCCGCCCACCAUCCUCACAUCGACCAGCGGGAGUAGUGUCCUCGAGACUCGCAUAUGGCGUGAGGAGGCAUUUGGACCCGUGAUUGUGGUCGUUGGGUUCGAUACCGAGGAGCAAGCGAUCAACCUCGCAAAUGACAGCGAAUUUGGUCUAGGUGCGGCUGUAUGGACUAAAGAUCUUGCGCAGGCGUUUCGCGUCUCGGAACAGAUCGAUGCCGGUAUUGUCUGGGUGAAUACUCACCAUCGAAAUGACCCAAGCAGCCCAUGGGGCGGAGGCAAGAGUUCAAGCGGUGUCGGCAGUGAGAAUGGCAUUGAUGCAUAUCACGAGUACACUACCAUGAAGAGCACAAUCAUCAACUACGCGACGAGUGAGGAGGCCUUGGCCACUGACGACUGGUUUCGUGAAGGAGCUGGGGAUGUGCGGUACGGGUAA
Messenger RNA from Phaeoacremonium minimum UCRPA7, 1353 nucleotides. Its product is annotated as putative aldehyde dehydrogenase protein. The record is from RefSeq and is a predicted model, not a curated record. Gene Ontology annotation, molecular function: aldehyde dehydrogenase (NAD+) activity. Lineage: Eukaryota; Fungi; Ascomycota; Sordariomycetes; Togniniales; Togniniaceae. The coding region runs from base 1 to 1353 and encodes 450 amino acids. The transcript has 3 exons.